AUGGGUUUUGGGGUGGUACAAAAGAAAGUUACUAGAGACAAAAUCAGUAAGAAAGAAGUACGUGUCACCAUUGCAUGUGCUCGUCAAGGCAAGCUAGCACCCAAGACAAGUAAGCCAAAUCCAACAACCAAAACGGAUUGUAAGGCCAAGUUGAAUGCAAAGUUGGUUGAAACGAAGUGGUAUGUGACUAGUGUAAUUGCUGACCACAAUCAUGAUUUAAGUCCAGGAAAAGCAAGAUAUUUUAAAUGUAAUAGGAUAUUGAAUCCUAGUGUGAAAAGAAAGAUUAUAGUAAAUGAUAUAGCUGGGAUUGGACUGAGUCAGAGUUAUAACUCUCUUGCUGUUGAAGCUGGGGGGUAUGAGAAUCUUCCAUUUGUAGAAAAAGACUGCCGAAAUUUUAUUAACAAGGAAAGACAUCUUCGGCUUGGCCAAGGAGGUGCUAAAGCACUACGUGACUAUUUUACUAAGAUGCAAGCAAUGAACAAUGGUUUCUAUGCUGUGAUGGAUUUGGAUGAUGAAUCUAGGUUGAGAAAUGUGUUUUGGGCGGAUGCACGAAGUAGGGCAUCAUAUGAAAGUUUUGGGGAUGUCGUUACAUUUGACACGACAUACUUGACAAAUAAGUAUGGAAUGCCAUUUGCUCCUUUCGUAGGAGUAAACCAUCAUGGACAAUCAAUCCUUUUGGGGGCAGGAUUACUAUCAAGUGAGGAUACAAAAAAUUUUGUGUGGCUGUUUCAAACAUGGUUGGAAUGCAUGAAUGGUCGGGCGCCAAAUGCAAUAAUAACAGAUCAAGAUAAGGCCAUAAAAAAUGCAAUUGCAAGAGUUUUCCCAGGAACCCGACACAGAUAUUGUCUAUGGCACAUCUUGAAAAAAAUUCCAGAAAAGUUUAAAGCAUAUUCACAAUAUGAUGCCAUCAAGAGUGCCUUACGAAGAUGUGUAUAUGAAUCUCAGACAUGUGGUGACUUCGAGGUACCAGCAUAUCUAAAAGGUGUAUUUUGGGCUGGUAUGACAACUACACAACGGAGUGAAAGUAUGAAUGCCUUUUUUGAUGGGUAUGUGCGUCCUUCAACCAUAUUGAAGCAAUUUGUUGACAAAUAUGAUAUUGCUUUACGGAGGAAGGUUGAGAAUGAGGCUCUUGCAGAUUUCAAUUCUUUUAAUUCUACACUUCCAUGCUUAACCUUCUAUUCUUUUGAGAAAAAAUUUCAGCAAGUUUACACCAUUGCAAAAUUCAAAGAAGUCCAGGAGGAGAUAUUGAGUAGAAUUUAUUGUACUGUAUCCCUUUCGACUAAAGAGUGUGCAGUUUGUACCUAUCAAGUGAUUGAACUGGUACAAGUAUCAGUUGAAGAUGCAUUUGUGAAAGAAGUAAUAUAUGUUGUUUACUUGAAUGAAGAUGAAGAUGAGUUUGAAGUAAAAUGCACAUGUGGAUCCUUUGAAUCAAGAGGCAUCUUGUGUAGACAUGCCAUUUCUGUACUGACUGCACAUAACAUUACAUCAUUGCCCCCCAGAUAUUAUCUUGACCGUUGGAGGAAGGAUGUGGAGUGA
Molecule: messenger RNA, 1536 nt
Organism: Alnus glutinosa
Lineage: Eukaryota; Viridiplantae; Streptophyta; Magnoliopsida; Fagales; Betulaceae
Product: protein FAR-RED IMPAIRED RESPONSE 1-like
Exons: 2
Coding region: 1-1536 (511 amino acids)
Biological process (GO): regulation of DNA-templated transcription
Molecular function (GO): zinc ion binding
Source: RefSeq, a predicted model, not a curated record